AUGUUAAAAAAUAUGUCAGUGCUAUUGAUUGUGUUACUGGGUAAAACUGGAUCAGGAAAGAGUGCAACUGGAAACACAAUAUUGGGCAGAAAUGUGUUUGAGACAGAUGAUUCCAUGGAUUCAGUCACGAAAUCGUGUCAGAAACAAAAUGCAGAUGUGGGUGGAAGAAUCAUCUCAGUGAUCGACACUCCAGGACUCUUUGAUAUAUCAGUGACUCAAGACGAUCUGAAGUCUGAGAUCGAGAGGUGCGUUGACAUGUCUGAUCCUGGUCCUCAUGUGUUUCUGCUGGUCAUCAGGCUGGAUGUGAGAAUGACAGAGGAGGACAUGAACACAGUGAAAUGGAUUCAGAAGAACUUUGGAGAAGAUGCUGUAAAAUACACCAUGAUUCUGUUCACUCAUGCUGACGCGCUGAAAGGUAGAACGUUAGAGAAGUAUGUCGAAAAAAGCCAAGCUUUGAAGAAACUCAUUCCACAGUACGGCGGUAGAUAUCACGCAUUCAAUAAUAGCAAGAGAAUGAAUCGAGUUCAGGUAUCGAAACUACUCAACGUGAUAGAUGAAAUGGUGAAGGAGAAUGGAGGACAACACUACACUAAUGAGAUGUAUAAAAAUGUGCAGAAGAAGAUUAAAAAGGAAAAUGAUAAACAAACAGCACUAGAGUAUGGAACGACUGCAUUAACAGUAUUAGGAGGAGCAGUAGCAGCAGGAGCAGCAGCAGGAGCAACAGCAGGAGCAGCAGCGUUAGCAGCAGGAGCAACAGCAGCAGGAAGUGCAGAAGCAGCGGCGAUUGCGGCGGCAGCAGUAGCAACAGCAGCAGCGCUAGCAAAAGCAACACAUUACUAA
This is a messenger RNA of Triplophysa dalaica, 840 nucleotides long. Its product is annotated as GTPase IMAP family member 9-like. The transcript is spliced from 2 exons. Lineage: Eukaryota; Metazoa; Chordata; Actinopteri; Cypriniformes; Nemacheilidae. Gene Ontology annotation, molecular function: GTP binding. Bases 1 to 840 code for a protein of 279 amino acids. The record is from RefSeq and is a predicted model, not a curated record.